AUGAUUGCCUUUAAAUAUGAAGGUGCUACAGAAUCCUCAUUGCCCAAGACUGGUGGCGCAAAAUCCUCCUUGCACAUGACUCCAAACAUUGAAGAUGAAGCUGAUCUUCCCUCCAACAAUUGGUCCAACCAAGAUGCACUGCAAGAACUAUCCUCUUUCAAAAGCAUGAAAGUUUCAGAUGUAUCAGAACUGAUGGAAGUAACAGGGCUACAUAGCCUUGAAAUUGAAGGAUGUGAUGCUCUGGAGUUCAUACCUGAAGAAGUGAUGGGCAGAAACCGUUUGCUACAACAUUUAUAUAUCAUUAAUUGUUGCUCUCUCGAGUCCAUUCCUCAGGGCCAUCUACCUACUGUCUUGAAAAUUCUUUAUAUUCAAAACUGCAAGAAAUUUAAGUUUCUCCCAUGUGUAGAGAUGACUCAAGAGUUUGAACUUGAACAUUUGUGUAUGGGGAGUAGCUGUGAUUCCAUGAUACACCUCCCAUUACAAUCGUUUCCGAGUCUUAGAAGUCUUUCUAUCUGGAAUUGUGCAAAUCUGGAAUCCCUUUCAAUGCCAGAAGAAAGUCAGCCAAAGCUCACAUCUUUUGAUGCCUUAGAGAUCAAGGAUUGUCCAAAGCUGGUAUCUUUUCCAGAAGGAGGAUUGCCUACUCCCAACCUGACGUCCAUUUGGUUCUCCAAUUGCAAGAAUCUUGAGAAACUGCCUAAUCAGAUGCACACCCUUGGUUCUCUGCAGUCAUUGUCAAUAAAUAAUUGCCCAGAACUUGCAGCUUCAUCACCUUAG
Molecule: messenger RNA, 774 nt
Organism: Quercus lobata
Lineage: Eukaryota; Viridiplantae; Streptophyta; Magnoliopsida; Fagales; Fagaceae
Product: putative disease resistance protein At3g14460
Exons: 2
Coding region: 1-774 (257 amino acids)
Source: RefSeq, a predicted model, not a curated record